AUGUCCGUCACCCUCCUCCCUCCCCCCUCCCCCCAAGCCCCCCGCGCCCUCCGCUCCACCCAAACCAUCACCACCACCCCCUCUGCCCUCAAAGAACUGCUCGACAAUGCCCUCGACGCCCGCGCCUCCUCCAUCGCCCUCGACCUCGCCGCCGACUCCCUCUCCUCCCUCUCCGUCCGCGACAACGGCCACGGCAUCAUCCCCGAGGACCGCCGCCUCGUCUGCCGCCGCCACUGCACCAGCAAGUUGCGGGAUCUUGACGAGUUAAGUGAGGUGGGGAGAAAGUCGUUGGGGUUUCGCGGGGAGACGCUGGCGAGCGUGGCGGAGGUGAGUAGGGGGGUGAGGGUUAGUUCGAAGGUGGAAGGGGAGUCAGUGGGGCAGUGCUUUUGGUAUGGGCCAGAUGGGGAGCCGACGAGACAUUCGCCGACGCCGCAGCCGGUGGGGACGACGGUCCACGUUGAAGGCUUCCUCGAGCAGUUUCCGGUACAGAAGCAGGCUGCGCUGAAGACGGUUUCCAAAACGCAUGCGACGAUCAAGGCACUCUUGAAAAUGUAUGCCCUAGCGAGGCCCGGCGUCCGGCUUAGUCUAUGCGUUUUGGAGACCCCUGACGGCAGCUGGUCCUACUCUCCUGCCGCGGAGCCAACGGUCCAGGAUGCCGCAAUGAAGCUCUUCGGCACCGCGCCGGUGGCCAUGUGCGCCUGGGAAACCUUCCACCACGACCGCUACGAAUUCCAAGCGCUUCUCCCGAGCCCCACAGCGACCGAUCCACAGGCAGUUGACCGUCUUGGAUCCUUUCUCUCGAUCGAUGCCAGACCCGUGUCAUCAACCCGAUGGCCCCAGAAGCAGCUCAUCUCAUUGUUUCGAGAGACGUUGAAGAGACAAUGCCCGCAGUUCGCUGGCGCGAAGGAUCCGCUGCUGGUGCUGAACGUGGUCUGCGAGGCGGGGAUCUACAAUCCGAAUGUGAAGCCGGCGAAGGAUGAUACACACUUUGACGGUGCCGCUGAAGUGCUCGGGGCGUUUCAGAAGUUUAUGGUGCAGGUAUAUGGAGAAGACGCAGCUCAGCCAUCUUCUGCGACAGAUGUCGAGGCGACCGUGUCCUCGUCUCCUCUUCCGUCGAUUUCUGGGGAAGCUCCCGCUCGAAAUAUAGGCCUGGCUGAUGUUGGCAGCCCGAGCACGGCUUUUCCUAUGACACCUUCGAGCGCUUUCCGAACAUACCACCAUACUCAGGAAAUUCGUAAUAACGUGGACGGGGAUACUCAACGCGAAGGCUCCAACUCAGCACUGAGUCAAAAUCCUGACGCAACAGAAUUGAAUCCCUGGACUUUAUCCCGACUAAAUGCUCGGACAGGACUAAUUGACAGUCUCGCACUUCAAAUGACUACAUCCCGACAGCAUCUUAAUCUCGUGAACAGGUCAGCCGUUCAACUCCCUUCGCCCAAGAACUUUCAAACCGUCCACAACCAAAUGCCACCUUCGCCACGGGCGUCAUCACCAGUUCGUAUCGCCAGUCCUUAUCCCUCCUACUCACUGCCGAUCAAAGAUCACCAAUCAAGCUCAUCACCGUCUUCCCGCCGUGUCCUCUGCACAUAUGGCUCUGUUCGCUCGGCUCGAGGAAGAGGGGGGUUUAGCAACUUCGUUUCGGCUCGUAAGAUGCGUGGAUAUGAUAGAGGAAGCAAUUCUACUCCAACGCAGUCAGUAAUGGGACGCCCUCCACCUCGCAGCAUGGGUAGAUGGGGAAUUCCAAGCCGUUCAGAACCGGAUGGAUCAACUUAUCCACUCCGAAAGAGGCAACGGCAGACUCCACGCACCACAGCUGAUCUCAGGACUGCUUUUCAGCCUUUGCAACACGUCGCACAUCCACCAGCUACGGUAUUCAGUACACAUAGUCAUGGACCGGUAGCCACCUCAGAACAAAUACAGCAUCCAUCACCAUACCGUCCAUUCUCCCAACCAUCUUUCGCCGGAUCAAACCGUCCAAUCCCCAGUGCUAGCAGCGUCGAGCUUAUGAGUAAACAUGAACAAAUUCCAUCUCAGCAAAGACCAAUCCUAUCUGGUACCAUUGCAACUGACAAACCAAGCGGCCUCCACAAUCUACAACUGGCCAUAUCAGCCUCCCUCGAUUGCAUUCGCACAUCGCUUCGCAAGCUGAACAUCAUCACUAACCGGAUCCAGUGGGGAUGGCCGGCUAGAGAAUCAUAUUACGCUCUACAACCCCCGCCGGGUGGCAUGGAACUGCAGAGAAUGAAUGCUCGACUACAUCGGUUGCUGGCUGAGAAGUAUCCAGAUAUAAAUCUCGAUGGAAACCUCCAAAUCGAUCUGAAGGUCGCGUUCAGUUCGGGUGAUGAGGUGCUGUUGCAGUGA
This is a messenger RNA of Eremomyces bilateralis CBS 781.70, 2361 nucleotides long. RefSeq lists its product as uncharacterized. The transcript has 2 exons. The record is from RefSeq and is a predicted model, not a curated record. Lineage: Eukaryota; Fungi; Ascomycota; Dothideomycetes; Eremomycetales; Eremomycetaceae. Gene Ontology annotation, molecular function: ATP binding; ATP-dependent DNA damage sensor activity; ATP hydrolysis activity. Bases 1 to 2361 code for a protein of 786 amino acids. Gene Ontology annotation, biological process: mismatch repair. Gene Ontology annotation, cellular component: MutLalpha complex.